CUGAAGUGCAGCUCGCUGUAUUCGAGCUUGUGAAGAUCGUGUCGGGACAGGGAGGUCGCAGGGUGCGCCGCUUCAUCGAUCGGCUGGAUUAUUACUACAGCUACGACAAUGGGACAACUGUUCACUAAACUUAUGAGCAUCUUCGGCAAUAAAGAGCACAAAGUGAUCAUUGUAGGACUGGACAAUGCUGGGAAGACCACCAUCCUGUACCAAUUUCUCAUGAAUGAAGUUGUUCAUACAGCGCCCACUAUUGGCAGUAAUGUGGAAGAAAUUGUCCUGCGGAACACACACUUCCUGAUGUGGGAUAUUGGGGGACAGGAGACCCUUCGAGCAACAUGGAACAGUUACUACUCAAAUACUGAGUUUGUCAUUUUGGUGAUUGACAGCACUGAUCGAGAACGUUUGCCGGAAACGCGGGAUGAACUGUACAAGAUGCUGGCACAUGAGGACCUGCAGAACGCGGCCGUUCUAAUCUUUGCCAACAAACAGGAUGUAAAGAACUCCAUGUCGGCAUCAGAGAUCUCUACCAUGUUGGCACUUAGUGCCAUAAAAGACAGAGCCUGGCACAUUCAGGGUUGCUGUGCACUUACUGGAGAAGGGCUGCCUGCUGGAUUAGACUGGCUGAAGUCUCGGGUUACCGCUAACUGACUUUGAUGGGAGCCUCUAUUUAUUUUCCAUACGCUGGACACUUUUUCGUAUUGCUUUUGUACAAAUUUCAUCCUUUUUAUACAGACAUAUUUGCUUAUUUUUAUGUGAAAAGAGAAGCGGCUGUGGACUUUAUGACGUGGGCUGUGGAUGGCUCGAGCCAAUUCCAUUACGAAACAGCAUCCAAUCCUCAGAAUCUGCAAGGACGCGAGAGGACUUCAUAAUACAAUGUUGGAGAGACUGAAAAAAAAAAAACUUUUUAUGCAAUUUACAGCCCAUGCAUUAACUUUACAAAAUGGGGAUGUCGUCUUGCUGCUCCCUUUUGGCAUUCUGGGUAUUUUGAAUGGUGUGUAUUUUUGUAACUCCAGUAUGACUACCUCAGCUUUCUCCAUUCUGCUUACCGGGCAUUUUCUGCUAUGAAGCGCCCUGUGUUUGCUUUGGAGGCACAAGAAUUUACAUCUGGUUUAGAUGAGAGUAUCCACAGCUGCACCAUGUGGUUUUUCUCUUUUUUUUUUUAUAUUAACCCUUUAAUAUGCUGAGUUUUUAAUCUAUACCUUCUUUGAUUGAGGUCUUUAAUGCACCAUUAAGCAGCACAGGCCCCUUAGAUGGGCUAUAGGUUAAAAUUCUCCUUUGUCACUGUGUAUAUGUAUGUUUCCCUCCGUGAAAAAAUAUAUUUAUUUUGUACGUCAUGACAAGCUCGUCCUAUCUCUGAGACAAUUUGGAGAAGGAAGGCUGUUCGCUUUUUAUGAAGACAUUUCAUUGGUGCUAUGAACCCCUGGUAUAAACAGGGGUGUUUUGUACAGUGUUAACCCUUUCUGUGCCUGACUGUGCAGUGUGCUGGCAUUGUCUGUACACGGGGCAUCAGUCAGGGAGUAUUAAACAAUGUUCUAUUCA
Molecule: messenger RNA, 1539 nt
Organism: Bufo bufo (common toad)
Lineage: Eukaryota; Metazoa; Chordata; Amphibia; Anura; Bufonidae
Gene: ARL5C
Product: ADP ribosylation factor like GTPase 5C
Exons: 6
Coding region: 109-648 (179 amino acids)
Biological process (GO): intracellular protein transport; vesicle-mediated transport; protein localization to Golgi membrane
Cellular component (GO): cytoplasm; trans-Golgi network
Molecular function (GO): GTP binding; GTPase activity
Source: RefSeq, a predicted model, not a curated record